Suillus fuscotomentosus is the source of this 417-nucleotide messenger RNA. RefSeq lists its product as uncharacterized. Lineage: Eukaryota; Fungi; Basidiomycota; Agaricomycetes; Boletales; Suillaceae. The transcript is spliced from 2 exons. The coding region runs from base 1 to 417 and encodes 138 amino acids. The record is from RefSeq and is a predicted model, not a curated record.
AUGGAUGUAUUUGAAGUUCAGUUAAAGAGGGCGCCAACACGAAAGCAACAGAAGCUAGCUUUGCUGUCUUCCUGGGCAGCCAGAUUGAGUGGGAAUGCGCAACGAGGCGCUGCUACAUGGAUUGCAUCCAGUAUUACCAUAGAAGAGAUGCAGAUCACGCUCAGUAUGGAUAUUAGGAGGCUCGGAAGACACCCCACAGAGACCCAAACCUUGGACAUAUGCAGACACCGGACAAAGUUGCAAAGUCGGAUAGAUGAAUUUACCAUUGUGGCAGCAACUCAUCUAGGCGAGGGCUUCGACGUGGAUGACGAAAUUAGAGAUCUCCACUUGGACUUCAUGGAUGACGAUUCGGAAGAUAAUGGAAUUGAUGGCAGUGAUACCGAAUCUGAACUGGAAGCCGAUGGACAACAGUGGUGA